AUGGGAGGUUUAGCUAAGAAGAUAACUCAUCAUCUGGUGACCCUGGUGCUGGUAAUAGUAUUGUGCACCACUAUUGUUGAAGGCACCAAACAUGUAAGCAUCAAGAACAGACUAGGAUCUGGGAGGAACAUGACCUUGCAUUGCCAGUCCAAAGAUAAUGAUCUGGGCAAACAAAACAUAGCAUACGGGGACGAAUUUGGAUGGGACUUCUCUGACAAUGUUGCUGGAACCACACUGUUUUUCUGUGAUUUGGGAUGGGAAAAUGUUGAGGAGUUCCAUUUUGAUGCGUAUUCCUUUGCCAGGGACAGGGUACGAUGUGGUGAUGCUGGAUGUUCAUGGCUAGUAUCGAUUGAAGGCAUUUAUGGCUUAAAUGAACAAACGGGGUACUGGGAAUUCAUGUACCAAUGGCCAAAUUGAGUGAUUUCAUGAAAUUCAGUGGUGCUUAUCCAUUCUAAA
This is a messenger RNA of Glycine soja, 456 nucleotides long. Its product is annotated as self-incompatibility protein S1-like. The coding region runs from base 1 to 417 and encodes 138 amino acids. The record is from RefSeq and is a predicted model, not a curated record. The transcript has a single exon. Lineage: Eukaryota; Viridiplantae; Streptophyta; Magnoliopsida; Fabales; Fabaceae.